This is a messenger RNA of Mollisia scopiformis, 1129 nucleotides long. RefSeq lists its product as uncharacterized. The record is from RefSeq and is a predicted model, not a curated record. NCBI's taxonomy places the organism in Eukaryota, Fungi, Ascomycota, Leotiomycetes, Helotiales, Mollisiaceae. The transcript has 3 exons. Bases 95 to 916 code for a protein of 273 amino acids.
CUCGACAAGAUACCCAGGUACCUUCCUCGAGAUCGCAAUUUCAACUUCUUCUAAAUUACAACAUCGUUUUCGACUUGCGACAACAACCGGAAUCAUGGGCAUCCUCCAAUCCACGAUGAACCACGAGUCGAUCCCAGAAAGUGCCCAAAGCACAAUCUCAGAUACGCGCGUACAAGACCAACAACAAUCAGCGGAGCCCAAUACGGAUCAAUAUCCAGAUAUUCGUAUUGCACUGACGAGUUUCACCCUCUUCCCGAAGCUUCCCAUUGAACUCAGAUUCUUGAUCUGGAAGCUUGCGCAUGACGAGCCACGAGUUCUUAAUAUUUCCAAGAGUGACAGGGCCAGAGAGCCUUUUUCUCCAUCUACUUAUCGAGUACGUCCGAUGUCGAGUCCUCCACCGCUGCUUCACACGAAUAGAGAGGCAAGAAAGAUUGGCUUGGAGCUCCGACAGCUGUGUUUUAAGUCCAUGUUAAACAACAAGCCAAUGUACUACAGCUUUGCAAAAGACUCACUGCUGCUGGACGGUGUCGAAACUUGUUACUGCUUCACCCACCAUUACUUCAACUGCAGUCCACUGCGCGGAUUACGUCACCUCGCCAAAGCCAAUGACGAGUACGGAAACCUCCCUGGCUCGGUGCAAACCGUCAUCUACAGACCCCGAGGUGCUUCUUUACGAGCGCUACGAGAUUUUCACAGUGUUGAAAGACUCGUGGUGUGCCGGGAUGACUCCUGGCCGGCGGAAAGGUAUCAAAGGAUCGUUCUCAAGAACCUCUCCAAGUGGUGGCGAGCAAAACUGGGGUCAGCUUUCAUUCUACCAAAGAUCAGUGUACUGUCCCGGGCCGAGAUGGACAGAGUGACGAACAAUCACCAGAUAGACGAACAGCUAAUACAAGAAAGAUUAGUCCCAAACUACUGAUGCAGAUUUCUCAAAAGAUACAUUCGCUCUCAUCGCUUCUAUGGUUCGACGAUCAACGCCUUCCGUGACAUUUCUAAACCACACUCGGCUGAGAAUACUUAGUGCAGAAAGUGGGAAGUGUGAUGUGGGAAAUGGGAAGUCAGAGCAGGGAAGGACGCACUGGCAACAAAAAGUUUGGCGUGUUGUGCAAACUAGCUGCUACCAAAUCGAUCC